UUUUUUCAGACUUAUAUCAAUUUUGCCUAUGAUUUAUUUAAAAUCUCCAAUAUGUCCACAUUAACACAGCAACGUUCGCGUAAAUUAACUUUGGCUUACCAAAUAGCUAAUGGAGUUGAGAAUAUAAGGACCGAGCCCUCUUCUUCACCACACUUUGCAUUUGUUGAUGUUUUGGAAAAGUAUUUUAGAAUUUGUAAUACUAAACCUAUUAAACAGGGUGAUAUUCCUUUCGAGUUCAAACUUUAUCACAACUUUAUUGAACGUUCUGUUUUAAGUUGUAUUAUUGAAAUUAAAUAUUUUGUCGUUCCAAAAAGUCGAACUUCAGACGGGCAAAUGGUUUGUAUGCAAAAAAUGUUAUGGCUAAUAAAUAAUGGAGUAAUUGAAUAUUUACAUGUGGUUGCCCCCCACGAGGAUUGGCAUUAUGAAGAUUGUGCAGGGAUUGUUGAUCUGAGCAAGCAAAGUCGUUUUGAAGUCUAUCAAAAAAUUACUUCUUCUGCAAAUAUGAUGGUUUCAACAGCUACAAACAGUUUACCUAUCCCCCUCUCUAAUAAAAUGUACAGUAUACUUUUUGGACAACUUUCUCGCCUGGUUAUAAUUGAUCAAAAAUGUAUGAGGUGUGGAAAGAGACUGCGCGAUUUUACGCCUGUUGUAUUACAUAGAAACCCUAGCCAUAAUUCUUGUAAAUGA
Molecule: messenger RNA, 687 nt
Organism: Meloidogyne enterolobii
Lineage: Eukaryota; Metazoa; Nematoda; Chromadorea; Rhabditida; Meloidogynidae
Source: the annotation of a GenBank genome assembly